CACACACACACACACAGAGAGAGAGAGAGAGAGAGAAUGAGAGAGAGAGAGAGCUUACAGUAAGAGUGAGCCCUGGUGAACCUGGGGAUGGACACUGAGAAACCCUGAAAUGGAAACAGAGAAAGGGACUGCAAGUUUGGGCUGGGCUGUUAGCCUGGAGUGGCACAAGGGUCCCAAUUCUCCAUCCUGUCCACAUUCUGGAGGAAGCUGACAUCCUGAAGAAGGAAACAAGACAAUAACUCUCCAUGUGACCAGGGCAGGAGGCUUCCUGUUUCUCAGCCCCUCCCAGGCCAGCCUUGGCCAGCACAGCCUCAGCAGCCAGUGGCCAGGAUGACCUGAGAUGUGCCCAGGCACUCAGGCCUUUCCCAAGGGUGAAAACCGAAUGAUACGGGGAGACAAAGGGAAGAUCUGAGAGCGGGCUGUAACCAGGGGGUUAAAGAGGCAAUGAGCGCCCGGGCCACUAGGCCCCGAAGCCGCCGAGGGAGGCAUCCUCAGCCUGGGGAGCUGGACCCAGUGGCUGAGAGCUCAGAGGAGGUGGAGGCCACCAAUGGGAGCUUCGAGUCCAAACCUGAGUUACUUCAGGAGCACCUUGGUCCUGACCUGCAGAGCCCAGGGAAACGGCCUGAGGGUGAUUGUGACAUGGGAUCCCACGGGGCCAUAGCCUUGAAGUCAAAGGUGGAAGGCCACCAGACCCUGCAGGCAGCCCCUCUGGAUACCAGCUCUGGUGCCACAUCAGUACCCAGUGUGUUUGAGACCCUGCAGAGCAGGCUGAGCUCCCUUGAGGCCACUGUGGCCGCCUGGCGCCACCGCUCCCGAAGCUUUCCAAGGCCAUUGGAAAAAGAAGAGAGAGACCAGAUGGCAUUGGAGCCCUUUGAUGGUCAGGAAGAAGCCUGGCCUGAACAGCACGAGGCAGCUCGCCUCAGAGAGAGGAACGCCUGGCUGCGGCUGGCCCUGGGCCGCCAUGAGGAUGAGCUGGUUUGCACUCAGGCUUCCCUGCAGGAUGCCCAGGCAGAGAAGGAGAUUCUGCAGAGACAGGUGCUGGAGCUAGAGGAUUCCCUGAGGCAGCUGGAGGCCUCCCCGGCUGUCCUCCUCCUCAGAGCGGGGCAUACCAACAGCAACUCCAGCAGUUCUGGGGCAGAAGGGGAGCCCUGGGUGCCUCAGGACUCCCCCUUGGCUCAUCCUCUUCUCCAACCCCUCCAGAGUGACUCUAGCACCCAGAUCUUUGGGUGCCAUUCCAAACAUCGUUCAGCCCCCGAGAUGCACCUUAUAGAAGAUCAGAUGGAGCAGCUCCAGGGGAGCAUUGAGAAGUUGAAGUGCUUCAAUCGCCUCCUGCUGGCUGUGCUCCAGGGCUACAAGGGCCGCUGUGAGAGCCUCAGCAUGCAGCUGGGCCAGAGGGAGGCUGAGGCCACAGCCCUGCGCCUGGCCCUGCAAUAUAGUGAGGAUUGUGAGGAGGUAUAUGGGGUGCUGCUUGCUCUGAGGAUGGCUGACUCAGGAGCUGGAGAUGAAGCCCCCAAGAGUGACCUGCAGGCUGCUGAGAAGGAGGCAGCUAGGCUGCUGGUGGAGAAGGAGGCAGCUAUGGAUGGAAAGACACCCCAGCCCAGCCCAGGGGGCAGCAGUGUUGACAAGCCUACACCACAGGAACUAGCUGCUCAGCUCCAUGGCUAUGUCCAGCGUCUCCGGGAACGCUGGGCUCUGGUGAAGAUCCCUCCACCUCUUGGCCCUGCCACGGCACCCAGGCCCACUAUGCCCCACACAGAAGCAACAGUUCAGGCCAUUCUGGAGAUACAGCCUGGCCCAGCCCUGCCCCGGCUAGAGAAGUCUGAGAUCCAGCAGAAGCUGGUGGCUAUUCGGGACAGUCUGGCGGACCUGGUGCUGCGCCUGCAGCUGGCACGGCGGGAGAAGCGCGGGCUGGAGCUGCGGGAGGCGGCGCUGCGGGCUCAGGGCCCCGCCCACCUGCUGCUCCUGCAGCAGCUUGGCUGGGCGGGGGCGCCCCUGGGUCCCCCUGUCCUCCCUGGUGGCCACAUGGGCAGAACGUGGGACUCUGAGACCUUAUCCCAGGAGCUGUCGGCGUCCCUGGCCCGAACGGUGGACCUGCGAGCACAGCUGCAGUCACUGCGGCGGCAGCUGGAACAGAUGGCUCAGAAGGGCCGAAUCAGACGUGCUCAGAGCGCAGAGCUGAACAAAGAGCUGUGCAAGGCUCACAGCUCCCUACUCUUGGCCUUCAGAGGAGCCCACCGGAAGCAGGAAGAGCAACGCCGGAUGUUGGAGCAGCAGGUGGCUCGGAUGCAGGCCCAGCAGGCAGAGGAGCUCUCGGUGUUGGCAGCCACAGCCAGAGCCCUGGGGAUCCCCGGGGCUCCCCAGCCUGGCCAGACCUUCCUGUAGGACCCAAACCAAGCUUACACACACGGGUGGCAGACGUCUCAUGAGUAUCCUGUCCUGGGCUGGAGAGAUGGCUCCAGCGGUUAAGAGCCAGUGUUGCUCUUGCAGAAGACCUGGGUUCAGCUCCCAGCCUCAACAGCCACAGUGUCAGUAACCCCAGCUAGGAGGAUCUGCCGCCCUCUUCUGGUCUCUACAGUCUCUGCAGCAAUGCACACAUACAUCCCCCCACUCACACACUCGUAAUUAAACAAAAUAGUGUUCUA
Cricetulus griseus (Chinese hamster) is the source of this 2642-nucleotide messenger RNA. The record is from RefSeq and is a predicted model, not a curated record. NCBI's taxonomy places the organism in Eukaryota, Metazoa, Chordata, Mammalia, Rodentia, Cricetidae.